Molecule: messenger RNA, 603 nt
Organism: Protopolystoma xenopodis
Lineage: Eukaryota; Metazoa; Platyhelminthes; Monogenea; Polystomatidea; Polystomatidae
Source: the annotation of a GenBank genome assembly
UGCCUUCCUUCUCCAACUCAAUCUGCCAACCUGCAGCCCCCCUGCCGGCGUGGUAUUCGGAUUUCUUCUGGUAUUCGUGCCCACCGUAUCCAUCCGCAUGACUAUGACAAUUGGGGCUUUUUGGACCCAUCAAGUUUUCGUUCUUGCCAGGCUUUACGGACGAGGGACGAAAUGGUGUCUUUAUCUAAGGCUUCGGUUGGCGAGGCUAAUAGCCCGAAUACACCACCAAGUGUCGGCAGAUGCUCUAGUCAUUCCUCGCUCCACUCGGCACAGAUUCUACUCUUUACCUCAUCAUCCCAUUCCACCUCAUCUCAAUUUGUUCUGGUUGGCCUAGGGACUAACGGACUUGAGCUCGCGAUUCACUAUAUUCUUCUGACAAGUCUUGGCUUCCCUUUUGUUUUCGCACGCAAGAUUGACCCCUCCGAGCGCCUUCUAUUGACUCUGCUCAACUGGGCUCGGAUGCAUUCAAUGGCUCUUGAUUUCUCCGUCGCUAUGCGUCAGAAGCGUCUUGUGCUGCAGGAGAACGAGAAUUGGGAAAUAAACCUUAAUGCCGAUUUCAUACUUUAUGACUAUCUCUCAACUUCUACUACUGACAAGCAGUAG